This is a messenger RNA of Pisolithus orientalis, 2551 nucleotides long. RefSeq names its product OPT oligopeptide transporter protein-domain-containing protein. The transcript has 20 exons. Lineage: Eukaryota; Fungi; Basidiomycota; Agaricomycetes; Boletales; Pisolithaceae. Gene Ontology annotation, molecular function: oligopeptide transmembrane transporter activity. The record is from RefSeq and is a predicted model, not a curated record. Gene Ontology annotation, biological process: transmembrane transport. The coding region runs from base 1 to 2205 and encodes 734 amino acids.
AUGAACAAAGAAUCCUCCGCGACGGACAAGCAAUGCUUGCCUGGUGUACCAUGUGCUGAGUUUCGCAAUCCCGAAUCGUCGUUUGCCCAGUCACACGUUGUCGAGGAUGCAGUUGAUAUCACGACCUUGAUCGUAUCUGCUGAAGACAACCCGACACUUCCUGCACUCACGUUUCGCUUUUGGGUCAUUGGUAUUGGACUAGCGAUUUUUGGUUCUGUACUUUCUGAAAUCUACUUCUGGAAACCUCAGGGAACAACUGUCUCCUCUCUCUUCCAGCUCAUUAUAUCGUAUGUGCUUGGAAAUGCUAUGCAUCAUAUGAUGCCUUCGACCGGUUUCUGGCGACUCCUGAAUCCCGGACCAUUCAACAUCAAGGAGCAUACCUGUAUUACGGUCAUGGCAUCAACCGCAUCGCUUACUGCGUCGUCCAUAGGAAUCAUCGCUACUCUCGAUCUUUUCUACGACAUUAGCCUCCAUCCCGUUUCCGCGAUCCUCCAGACUUUUGCCUCACAGUUAAUUGGAUACGGUUUUGCUGGCGUGCUUCGGAAUUUGCUCGUGUGGCCUACCUACGCUCUGUAUCCAAAUCAAUUACCUUCUAUUUCCUUGUUGCAAUCAAUGCAUCUGGGUGGACUCCUUAACCGUCGGAAGAUGAAGUAUUUUUGGAUAGUCUUCACUGCCAUAUUUUGCUGGGAAAUUGUUCCAACCUGGAUGUUCCCUUUGUUGACAGCGGUAUCGGCCGUUUGUCUUGUCGAUAACGGGAGAUCGUCGUUCGUUCGCAACUUGUUUGGUGCAGGAUCUUCCAAUGAAGGAUUAGGUCUCCUGUCCUUUGCGUUCGAUUGGACUCUCAUUACACAAGCCUAUCCACUCUUCUGGCCCCUCCAGACCCAAGUGUCCGCCUGGGUUGGCAUUUCAUUCUGUUAUAUUCUCAUGAUGGUGAGCUACUACAAGGACGUUUUUCAGGGGCACUCUAGAGGACUCCCUUUCAUGUCGUCCUCCCUUUUCACUGGGAAUGGUUCAACGUACAACCAGACUUCAAUACUCGAUACUCAAUAUCAACUCGACUCGCAGAAAUAUGCGGAAGUGGGUCCUCCGUACAUGACAACAACUUUCGCAGUCUCCCAAUUGGCGGGCUAUGCAUCCAUGGGAGCUGCAUUUUCUCAUAUUAUUCUUUGGCACUGGAGGGAACUUUGGGCAGCAUUCAAAGACUUCAAUUUUCUGAAGACUGGCCAAGAAUUUGAUGAUGUUCAUUUCCAAAAAAUGAAAGCAUACAAAGAGGUCCCACAGUGGUGGUAUUUAGUACUUUUCGUAAUCUCUCUGACUUUGGCGAUUGGCACGGCCUAUGCUGAUGCCAACUUACUACCUUGGUGGUCUAUCAUUAUGUUCACAGCUAUAGCAUUCAUAGUUGCAGUCGUCCUGAGUCUCAUCUAUGCCGUGACUGGGUUUCAGCUAUGCACGUGUUCGGUUCUCGUGCAAAUUGUUGCGGCAUAUAUUCAUCCCCAGCAGCCUAUACGGAACAUGUACGCCAAGCUGUACGGUUAUAACACAGGGUACCAAGCCCUUUACAUGGUGGCCGACCUCAAACUAGGGCAAUAUGCCAAGGUCCCACCCCGUUGUACUUUCGUUGCCCAGCUGAGUGGUACAAUUAUCGGAGCGAUUUUCAACUAUAUUUUAUACAAAUCAAUCGUCGGCGCCCAUAGGGAAGACUUACAAAAUCCAAUUGGUACACGGCUUUGGUCGGGUUGGAACGCACAGCAAAUCAAUUCCGCAGCUAUAACUUGGGGCGCGUUGGCAAAGGAACUCUAUGCCCCGGGAAAGAUCUACUUCCAGCUUCCGUUAGGGCACCUAUAUGGAUUUCUGGCGCCUUUCCCGUUGUAUUUCAUGCAUCGUUUAUAUCCAAGCCAACGCAUUUGGUCAUACUUGAACAUGCCCGUUAUUUUGACGUACGCCGGGUGGUUGCCGUAUUCCGUUAACGGGGCGUGGUGGCCAGGGUUCGUCAUAGGGCUCGCCAGCCAGUGGUGGGCGAGGACGAGAAGACCGAAAUGGUACAUGAUGUAUAACUAUCUGACGUCUGCUGCCCUAGAUGGUGGGUCGUCCAUCAUUUACUUCAUCCUCAACUUCGCAGUCUUUGGUGCCGGCGGAAAUAUCAUCAAUUUUCCGUACUGGUGGGGCAACCCUGACCCAAGCAUUAGCAGCAUCGGUGCGCAAUAAAAUACAAGUUGCCUCCCCGCUUAUGAUUUGACUAAUAUUGGCCUAGAUCACUGUAAAGUGAGUGGGUACUAGGAAAGUUGAUAGUACUAAACCGAAGUGCGAUGAGUGUUGUAAAAACCGCGGUUACCUGAAGGCUGGUUGACGGGGCGAAUAUGUCACCGGUGAAUAAUCCACGUUGAUAAUGCAGAUUCAGCGUACACAGAACUUCGAAAGUACAGUAUAAAUAAGAAAAAAACAUGUAACGUAUUAAGUAAAGGUGGUGUCCGAUCCGGUGUCCAGUGUCAAUUCUGGUGUACUUGGUCGGGUAUUGACAGCCAGUGUCAGAUCAGUUUGAGGUUCCCCAGCU